This is a messenger RNA of Engraulis encrasicolus (European anchovy), 1967 nucleotides long. RefSeq names its product tetraspanin 18b (gene tspan18b). Bases 480 to 1241 code for a protein of 253 amino acids. The record is from RefSeq and is a predicted model, not a curated record. Lineage: Eukaryota; Metazoa; Chordata; Actinopteri; Clupeiformes; Engraulidae. The transcript has 9 exons. Gene Ontology annotation, cellular component: plasma membrane.
GCUGCGUAAUGCGAACAAGUGUUUUUGUAUUAUUUACAACUUGGCUGGCAGAAAAAAAUUGGCCCGGUGUUUGAGCAAAUAAGUUAACAGUAGUAGGCGUAAACGACGGAGCCGAGUGCCCGCCCUCCCAGCCUGAUCACUGUGGAUGCUCCUACGCUCCUCAGCGUGCAGCGAGUUCCCAAGGAAAACUGUAGGCACACCAGUCCUGCGUGCGCAUAGACUAGCCUAUUUGAUCGAACUGGGGCUACCGCUAUAGACACACAUAACACAGGCUGAGGAGUUUCUUUUUUCAUUCACCCGGGAAAGUUAAUGUUCACAUAUUUUGUUAAAAUCUGAUUGUCUGGCAAAGCUACACCAAGAGGAGGAGAACAACGAAGCGUAGGCGAACAUCUCCGAUCUCCAGUCGUAUUUGAGCUAAUGAAAACAGAGGAAGAGUGGCAGGACCAAGAUCAACACUGAGUGGAACAGGAGGCCACAUCAUGGGGCUGGGAGAGGCUUCUGCGAGGGGUACCAGCAUGGAGGGAGAUUGCCUCAGCUGCAUCAAAUACCUCAUGUUCGUCUUCAACUUCCUCAUUUUUCUGGGCGGCUCCUUCCUGCUGGGGGUGGGCGUGUGGGUGCUGGUGGACCCCACAGGUUUCCGGGAGAUCGUGGCGGCCAACCCGCUGCUCUUCAAGUGUGUCUACAUCAUCCUGGCCAUGGGGGCCAUGCUCUUCCUGCUCGGCUUCCUGGGCUGCUGCGGCGCCAUACGCGAGAACAAGUGUCUGCUGCUCUUCUUCUUCAUGCUCAUCCUCAUCAUCUUCCUGGCGGAGCUGGCGGCUGCUAUCUUGGCCUUCAUCUUCCGGGAGCACCUGACCCGAGAGUACUUCAGUGAGGAGCUGAAGAGGCACUACCAAGGCUACAACAACACACACGUGUUCACCUCCACCUGGAACGCCAUCAUGAACACAUUUGAGUGCUGUGGGGUGAACAGCCCAGAGGAUUUUGAGGACAGCCUGUUCCGGGUGCUGCACCCCAAUGACAUGGUGCCGCGCGCCUGCUGCCGGAGGAUCACACACCCGGGAGAGGAGCAGGAGUGCCUGAUGGGAAGCAUGAUGUUCCGCUACAACAAGGGUUGCUAUUCUGCUGUGGUGGACUACUUUGAGAUGUACAUCUACGUGGCUGGAGCUCUGGCCAUCGUGGUGCUGACUAUAGAGCUUUUCGCCAUGGUGUUUGCUAUGUGCCUCUUCAGAGGGAUUCAAUGAAGACAACGAUGUGGGGGAGGACAAUUUGCUAAAAGGGAAUUCACCAGAAACAAAUCCAUAGGAAACACAAAAAAGAAAGAAAGAAAAUCAAACAAAAACAAACAUUUGUAUAAAGUUUUUCUCCUUUUCCCAUUUUAUACAUGUCAAAUUGAGAGAGAGAGAGAGAAAAUAGAUAUUGGCUGAUCAACCUGUACUUCACAGCUGGACCUUUGAGGUACUGGUGGCAAGAAACAGAAAAAGAUAACACCAGGAGAUGUAUACACACAUAUACACACACAAACACACAGGACAGAAAUGUUCAACCUGCGUCACAGAGUAUGUCUGGACGGACCCCACUGUUGGGACCGGACGGUAUAAAUUGGAAAGGGUGGAAAAGACAGAAGACCUUGAAAGAAGAGGACACUGCACUGACUUUGGAUGAAGAAUAUUUAUACUGAUUAAUGUUGGCUUGUCUGUACAGAAAUUUGUGUCUUGAUUUUUUAUUAUUAUUUUUUUUGUAAUGUUUCACUGUAUACUUAAAAGCUACACACUCAUCUUCUAACAACACAGCCCCAACCACUUUUUAUGUUUUCUCUAUGACACUACGAGUCACAGGCUGUGUCAGUGCCACACAUCUUAAAUGCUGUACACUGUUGUAAAUUUGCUCUAGAAAACCACUUUCUAAGUCUCUUUGCCAAACGCUGAAAUGUAAUUGUUAAUUGUGUGUGUGUGUGUGUGUGUGUGUGU